CCUAGGAAAUGAGACUUCUGAAGUUCCUUCCUGAGUCUGAUUUCCAGACAUAUUUCAUUUGGAAGAUCACAAAGGAGGAUCCCUUAGAAGGGAAACCGCUACUUAAAGACAUGUGCUUAGAACGGACGAUGAGUUUAAAGAGUGAUAUUCCUCUAUUGUUCUGCUAACUGCUAAGCACCUCUCUGGAAUCAUACCCCAGCCUCGGUUUCUGUGAAUAUGAAAUGACUGAAUCCAACUGAGGAGGUCAAAACACUUCUCAUAUUUAACGCUCUGUGAUCUUCUGUUAGCUUAGAAGAGCGAAACUUCUAAAGUUCUUGAGCGAUGGCUUUAGAGACGUGUGGAAGCUGUUUGAGUUGUCUGCUGAUCCCUCUUGCACUUUGGAGUAUUGUCGUUAAUGUCCUAUUAUACUUCCCUAAUGGGAAAGCUUCCCAUGCUGCCAGUUAUCAGCUUCCCAACUACGUGUGGCAUUUUGAAGGGAUCUGUUUCUCAGGUGUGCUGAUCCUCCUGUUGGCAGUAAUUCUAAUCGCACUGGAGUGUAGCGUGUUCUAUCGGUGCUGCCAGAGCGAGAGCUGUAACAAAACCUACAGGAGUUUUAUCUCAAUUGUGCUAGCCCUGCUUGGAGUUGCUUUCUCUGGAUACAGCCUCAUCGUUUUCAUCUUGGGGUUGAUCCAAGGCCCCUUCUGCAAUUCCUCAAGUGGAUGGGAUUAUAUCUUCAAAGACACUGCUGGAGGGUACCUCACAGAUUACCCUGCGUGGUCUCGGUGCACGGAACCUCCGAACGUAGUGGAGUGGAGCAUCAUUUUGCUUUCUGUUCUCAUAGCCCUCAGUGGGCUGCAGCUGAUCAUCUGCUUCCUCAAAGUGGCUGCGGAGCUGAAACGGACGCUCUGUGGGACCUAUUCUGUUUUUGUCCAGGCCAGGAUUCUUUGAAAAAAAAGCAAGGAAAUCUUCACUGCUUCCUCCACCCCCAGAAAAGAAGAGAAAUGGCUUCUCCAACAUUUACAAUGGUAGAUUUGGGUGCUGCAAAGACAAUCGAAACCUUUGUCUUCAAUCUUUGUCUCUAUUUUUGAUGAAACCAUUUGAAAGGUUUGGCCAUUUACGUUUUUCCACUUGUUUUCUUACCAGUCCAGUUGACCCUGGGAAUGACUCCGUUUUUUUUUCACCCUCCACCUUGUUCUGGCAAUAGGAAGGUCUGAAUACCACUGAGCUGCUCUUUUAUUGGAAUCACUUUUUUUUUGUUUUUAAAUAAACUGCUGUAGAAGUGCUUUUAUACUCCGCUCUCUUUGUCUAAAACACAGGAAUAUUGGUUGUUCUGAAAUAGCCUGAAUCAAAGCCCGGUGUGUCAGGAGGUUUUAUUCCCUUGAGAAUUAGUGCAUUGAACGAAGCUAUGAUUUCUAAAUGAGUAAAUUUUAGUUACAGGCAAAAUACAGUGGUCAUAAAAGGCAGCAGCCUCCCCGACUCCUCCUGCUUUGGAAGUUCUUAAUGGCACACGGCAAUUACUGAGAGAAUUCCACCAAGUCUUCCUGCGGGAAGGCUUUUAGAAAGGCAUCCAGGCCUGCUUGAAAGUUUAGAUACACAGCUCUGAAGUCAGCCAUGCUAAUUAGUACAUGUUAAUAGCUGCGCUGGGUUUCUUUUUAUUUUAUACUAAGAGGCAAACAUUUUCUUUUAUCAAGAAUUAUGUGACUUGAGGGAAUAUGUGAGGGAACCUUGUGAGCAUCAGGUGUUAGCUUAUUAACAGUCUUAUAAUUCCCUAACCUUGCUAAAAGGAAGGCCAAGUUCUUGACAAUAAUCAGAUGAAAAAGAAUAAUCAGUGUUAAAUUAGCACCAAAACUGUCUUUUUAACUGCUAAAAAAAAUUAUUUCCAGUGGAAAUUCAAGGAUUCACAAAGAAGUGGGCACGUGGCUCAUUUGUACAAUAUCUGGCAGUACUGAGCACCCUGGUUUUGAGAGAACGAACACCCGGGGAAGGCGAAAUAUGUACUUUAGUCUCAUAGCAAUACAUGUAUCCCUAUUAUAUCAGAACUAUAUUACAUGAGCUAUAUCAACAUCUGAUAUAGUGUCAGACACACUAACCAUACAGUAAAUGGCAGGUGUGGGUAACAUAUAUAGAAAAAAUAGAAUAUUGGUCAUAUUGAGACAAUAUUGAGAUUUUGCCUUGAUAUUCCUAUGUCAGAUUGUUCUGAAAACCCGAUUUCUUCCCAUAGGAUUUGAAGAAUGCCUCUGUUUCAAUUGCUUAGUUUCUAUUAACUCACAAGAAGUAAUAAAGAAAUGGUGUUUAAGAGUGGGGCUGGUCUUCUGGGAGAUGGUUCAAGGUGGUGUGGAUGUUCAGAGGCACACGGUAAAAAGACAUGGUUACAAAAUGGGGAUUGUUUGCUAUUGCACCAUUGUUUUUCCCUAGGUUUAAGUAUAUACCAUAUCAUAUAUCAUCUUUAUGUACUUAGAUAAUAAUCCCACAUUCUUAUGGAUUUGUGGAUCUUGCUUGCAGACUAAAUGGGAAAAAAAACAAUCAACCUCGAAUCACAGAAUCACCAGGUUGGAAAGGACCCACUGGAUCAUCGAGUCCAACCAUUCCUAACACUCCCUAAACCAUGGCCCUCAGCACUUCAUCCACCCGUUCCUUAAACACCUCCAGGGAAGGCGACUCGACCCCCUCACCUUGGGGAAUCUUGAUGAUUUUGUGCCUGUAAAUCGUGGAGGUGUUUAUCUUGAAAAUGUUGGAAAUAUUUGAAUGAAGGUUUUCGCUAUUUGGUUGGAAAAUAGUGUGUGUGAAGUAGAUGCUCAAAGCCCCUAGAACUGCUAAAUAUUCUGAAUGCGAGUGGUGCCAUUUCACUGAAGAAAGCAAAAGAGGUAUUCUAUUCAGUCUCCAGCUCAACCACAGGGAAAAUAUAGGCUUAUCUUUAGGGAAACAGGAUGUAUUGAGAUAGAUCCUGCUAUGCUGGAUGAGAGUCGUGACAUAUACCCUAAAGUUACACCUGCAAGCUCUUAACCCUUUAUUUUUCUCCUGUAUGUGACCUUUCCACUUUUCAAUAAUUCUGUCUCUGAUCAUAAAAUAAGAGAAUGGUUUGGGUUGGAAGGGACCUUAAAGAUCAACUGGAUCAUGGAAAAGUCUUGAGCUUGUCAGACAGGAGGCACAAAGAACAGUAUCAACUUUGACAGCUUUUUCCAUAGCAGUGUUAUUGGUGGCGGUACCCAACCCUUGGCAAGGCCUCGCUGUCUUUAAUUCAUCCCUUCUUUUGUCAUAGUGUCUUGUGAAUGUACAU
Messenger RNA from Cuculus canorus (common cuckoo), 3256 nucleotides. RefSeq names its product transmembrane 4 L six family member 18 (gene TM4SF18). NCBI's taxonomy places the organism in Eukaryota, Metazoa, Chordata, Aves, Cuculiformes, Cuculidae. The coding region runs from base 322 to 927 and encodes 201 amino acids. Gene Ontology annotation, cellular component: membrane. The record is from RefSeq and is a predicted model, not a curated record. The transcript has 5 exons.